This is a messenger RNA of Helicoverpa armigera (cotton bollworm), 993 nucleotides long. RefSeq lists its product as uncharacterized. The transcript has 4 exons. Gene Ontology annotation, molecular function: peptidase inhibitor activity. Lineage: Eukaryota; Metazoa; Arthropoda; Insecta; Lepidoptera; Noctuidae. The coding region runs from base 597 to 857 and encodes 86 amino acids. The record is from RefSeq and is a predicted model, not a curated record.
UUUGUGUUAGUUUUAUGGUUCUUUUAUCAGAAGUUUUCAUUGUGAUUGAUAACGGAGCAGUCUUGUGAAAACAAUUACGCGGUAUGGCAGUAUAUCUUAAAAGACGAAAAAGAAAAGGGAUGGUUCAAAAUUCAUCAACAUCGUCAUAUAUUUACCGUACUGCUGAACGUAGGUCUACCCCAAUGAUGGAAAACGAACCAUCCCUGUCAUGGACACUAUGGACAGCCCUCGUCUGGGCAAACAUAGUAUGAGAGACCCUGUUUCACGGUGGUCCGAUGAUUUGAAGGUGGCAGUCAGUGGAUGCAUGUGGGAUUCAAAAUGAUCACUGAAUUAGUCAAUUACGACUUGAUCUUCACUUGUUCACAUUAUCUGACGAGACAACCAUUCAGCCUCCGAAUACCUAUAGGUACCGGGGGUAUUUAUGAUGCCCACAACUGCGUUACCGGCUAGCCUCAAUCCUUUGAUUGAAAAAUUCGUUUCGGAUUAAACCAAAUAGGUCUUUUACGACCUAUAAACUAACCUGAACAUUUGAUAUGACGUAGACUUACUUAAGCUCAUGGUGCACGAAGUACUAACUUAUCCGGGAGGCGUCAGUCAUGGAAAGCCAAAAUAUUAAAAUAGCGGGCAGUAGUUCCCGCUUAACAAAGGUGAAACAAUUACUAACAUUUGUAGAUUCAAAAAUUUUGGAUGAGGAUAUGCUUUUGUACUGGAGAAAAAGUGAUUCAUCCAAAUGCGAGCCGUUCACCACGUACAUGAUAGGCUGCAACAAAUGUGUAUGCAGUGCUGACGGAACACCGUUCUGCACCAGAAUGGCUUGCUUCAAGGAACCCAGGUUUUUAAUGGAUUUUUUCAGAUGAAUCUAAAAGGAUCACCCCAGUAGAUACACCUGACCAGACCAUUGAUUCCGACGAUACUUCUUCAUCAGUAUAAUAAAUAUACAUCAAUAAAUACGUAUCAAUAAUAUUAUUUCUGAAUAAACUAUUUUACCAUUAA